CUUACCUAAAAUAGAAAUGGGAAGUUUAUUUGUGGACGGACGAAAAAGGAAAGUGAAAAGUUUUUUUAUGGACGGAGGGAGUAUAUUUUUUUUAUUAUUAUUCAUUCAAGCACCAGACUUUGAUGUAUACUUUAAAUUAUGAAAACAUAUUAUAAUAAAUUUAUGGAAAAUUUUUCUAAAAUAAUUCCAACUUUCACUCGUCUUCUAAAAUUAAUCUCAACUUUAUCUUUGUUGUAUAGUAAGCCGAACCUCUUCGCUUUUUACCUGUUUUGGGCUUGCGUCUACUUGCUAACUUUAAGUUAACGGGACUUUGAUAUGGCUUUACACGUGGAUAAUAACUUUACCAUGUAAUUAUCCUUAACCCAUGCUCCAAAUUUGAAACAGAAGAUAAUAAAUUACCGGUGAAGAGCCCUAGCUCCAAGAUGUAGAAGACACAAGGGUUUCUGUAGUUGUGCACAUGCGAAUAUUUUUUUCUAUUGAAGGUAAGCCUUAAUUUGUGCUUUUAACCUUAUACAUAAUUUAGAUUGGUUUUUUUUUGUUUUCAGAUUUGCAUCUAGGCAUCGGAAGGUUUCACUCUUUUUGAGUUCUGAGAUGAAGCUCGUAUGCAAUUAUGGUGGGAAUUUGAAGCGUGGACGCACUUUAGAGUAUGUCGGAGGUAACACAUGUGGUCUAAACGAUGUAGAUCCGGAUAAAAUUGGUUAUUUUGAUCUUCUUGUGAUUGGGCAAAAGAUUGUGGAGAUUAUCCUCCUAUUUCUGAGUUGUAUUAUGCGAAAUCUAGAUGUGAUUUGGGUAAAGGGUUGAGUAGAAUAUAUGGUGACAAAGAGACAGUUGAAGACUAAAACUAUAUCUAGACUAAAACUAUACAAACCAUUUUUUUGUAUGUUGUGCACCAGACUGAAUUUUUAUCUACUUGUGCCUCAAACCGUAAUAGAAGAGGUACUAGUCUUCUUGUUGAGAAAAUUCAACAGAACAACAGCCCUAAGAAAGUAAGAAGACUAAAACUAUAUCUACAUUCUGCCCAUCACAUUUUAUUGAAGAAGAAAUGGUUCAGUCUACAGAAGUUAACAUUUCAGAGGAAGAUUCACACGAGGAGGAAGAGGAAGAAGGGGAUGACAUUGAAGAGUAUACAAGGAUUAUUAAAGGGAAUGCAAUUGAGACGUGUUGAGGACGAGAUAUUGGGGUCUUCUUCAAAGAGUAAUAUGAGAGAUUUAGCAGAGGAGAUGCCUGCUGAUGAGGUACUAUUAAUUAGGGUCUGACAGUGACACUAGGAAUGCUAGAAGAAAGUUCAAUGAUUGGCAUGACAAAGAAAAUGCAAAAGUGGAUGGAAUUGUUAAGCUCAUAAUACAAACUCCAAAUCCAACCUUAGGAGGAGGUAGUAAGAACCUUGGGAUGUUGUAUCAGAGUAUGAAGAUUCUGAUGAGUAUGCUAACACCCCCGGAGAGAGUGAGGAAGAUGUCAUUCGUGAAAAAAAAAGGAAAAAGUCAGCACCCAUUAUUGAUGCACUUACUGAUUUUUCAAACUUAGUUUGGCAACCAGGAAUGAGGUUUCCUAAUAGGGAAUUGAUUAGGGAUGCAGUGUGAAGGUAUGGAAUAUUUCAAGGGAGAAACCUUGUGUUUAGUGUUAGCAACAGAAAUAGAAAUGAAAGGUUGGGUGCAAGAUGUAUUCAAGGAUGUCCAUUUGAAAUAGUAGGUUCUUGGCAUUCCUGAAAAGGUGUGUUUGUGGUGAAAAGAGUGAAAAUCAGACAUGCUUGUUAUAGAGACAUGAAAGGUAAUAGCCAACUUGGUUCUAAAUGGAUAACAAAAGAAUUCUUGGAUGUUUUCAAGGCCAAACCCCAUUGGCCUGCAAAAGAGAUUCAGGAUGCUGUAAAAGAGAAGUUUAAGUACUUCAUCACAAGGUGUGUGGCAUACAGAGCUAAAUGGUGGGCGCAUAAAAUGCUUCAUGGGUCAAUGAAGGAGCACUAUAGGAAGUUACCUAUAUAUAUGGCAGCAUUACAUUUGUCUUCUCCUAACACCAUCCUUAAGCUUGCAGUCAGAAACAUAUGGAAAGGCCAAGGCAUACAUAGAGUUCAAGUUGGUGCUCCUAAAUUUAGAAGGCUGUUUGGUUUGUUGAAAGCCGUUACUGAGGUUUUCCCCACUGCUGAACCAGCUAAAGUUCCCAUGAAGAGACCAAGAGGAAGACCAAGAAAAGGUGUACAACAAGUUGGUGAAGUCUUGGACAGUUCACAAGCAGGGGUGCACCAUAGAACUGCUGAACCAUCAGUUAGGGAUGCCUGUUGGAUAUCGUGUUUACUACAAUGAAGGCGAUGGAGGCAUGUACAUCAACACACCUGGACAAACUCAACCUGUACGAAUAUCAAACAUUAUAUACCCUCACCCGCUCAAACCUCGCAAGAACCACCAUCACUGUCACGACAAACAUGCUGUUUCCUGAAGAACUUGAGCAUGUUUCUUUCUCUUGUGUUUUUUGUUAUGUUUUUCAGUGCUCUGUAAUCAAACUUUAUUAAGCAUAUGCACUUAGAUUAAGAAUGAUUUCAGUGCUUUGUAAUCCCAUCAGUUUUUCAGUAAUGUUUUGGAUGUCUAGAAGUGACAUUUGUGUACUAUAUGAGUGGUUUAAUAACUUUGCACUCCCAUU
Cuscuta campestris is the source of this 2631-nucleotide messenger RNA. NCBI's taxonomy places the organism in Eukaryota, Viridiplantae, Streptophyta, Magnoliopsida, Solanales, Convolvulaceae. The record is from the annotation of a GenBank genome assembly.